This is a messenger RNA of Kwoniella shivajii, 381 nucleotides long. RefSeq lists its product as uncharacterized. The record is from RefSeq and is a predicted model, not a curated record. Gene Ontology annotation, biological process: cellular response to nitrogen starvation; macroautophagy. Gene Ontology annotation, cellular component: autophagosome; fungal-type vacuole membrane; cytosol. The transcript is spliced from 7 exons. Gene Ontology annotation, molecular function: phosphatidylethanolamine binding. NCBI's taxonomy places the organism in Eukaryota, Fungi, Basidiomycota, Tremellomycetes, Tremellales, Cryptococcaceae. The coding region runs from base 1 to 381 and encodes 126 amino acids.
AUGGUUCGAAGCAAGUUUAAGGAUGAACACCCAUUCGACAAGCGAAAGGCAGAAGCCGAAAGAAUUCGUCAGAAGUACAAUGACCGAAUUCCCGUGAUCUGCGAGAAAGCUGAGAAGAGCGAUAUCCCAACUAUUGACAAGAAGAAGUAUCUCGUACCAUCUGACCUCACUGUCGGUCAAUUUGUUUAUGUCAUCAGGAAACGAAUCAAGCUUGCACCUGAGAAGGCUAUCUUUAUUUUCGUAGACGACAUCCUUCCUCCUACAGCUGCGUUGAUGAGUUCGAUCUACGAUGAGCACAAGGACGAAGAUGGUUUCCUUUACGUCCUCUACGCAUCAGAGAACACUUUUGGUGAAUUGGCUCAAUUUGAAGUCAAAGAGUAA